Dermatophagoides pteronyssinus (European house dust mite) is the source of this 1330-nucleotide messenger RNA. RefSeq names its product syntaxin-like. Gene Ontology annotation, cellular component: plasma membrane; endomembrane system; SNARE complex. The record is from RefSeq and is a predicted model, not a curated record. NCBI's taxonomy places the organism in Eukaryota, Metazoa, Arthropoda, Arachnida, Sarcoptiformes, Pyroglyphidae. Gene Ontology annotation, biological process: intracellular protein transport; vesicle fusion; exocytosis. Gene Ontology annotation, molecular function: SNARE binding; SNAP receptor activity.
UAAUAAAUUUUGUAUUGUUUUAAUACAAUUUAAAAUUGAUUUGGUUGCAAUCAUCGUUAUUAUCUUGUUUCCGUCUUUGGUGUCCAUGAAUUUGAGAUCAAUUGAUUGAAAGGACAAAUUACCUCCCUCAAUUUUAAGCAUCAAUGUUGAUGAUUGAUUGAAAAUUCUUAUGAUUAGUUUCAUUGACAAAAAAAAAUCAUUUUCACAUUUUUUAUUAUCUUUUUUUGGGGGGUUGCUCAUUGUUUAGUUUUCCAGUUUUUUAUCUCUAAAUAAGAUUGGCCCAUUUUAUGCCGGCCAAUUAGCUAAUCGCUUAACCUAUUUAUGUUUAUAUUUGGAAAAAAUAGCCUAAAAAAACAUUACAAAAAAAUGGUUCGAGAUCGUCUUGCCGAAUUUAAAGAGCGAGCCGGAAUAAACGAUGAUAAUGAACAAGAACAAUGUACAGUCAUCAUAUCAUCAAUGGAUAUGGAAAAAUUCAUUGAAAAAGUGGAAAAUGUUCGUCAGAUUACCAGACAGAUGGAAAAUCUAAUUAAAGAAAUGAAAGAUUUACAUUCACAAAUAUUACUAUCGGCUAAACCCGAUGAAAGAAUGAAAAAAAAGUUAGAAGAUAUAAACAUCAAUUUCAAAAUGUUAUCGAAAAAAACAAAAGAAAAUCUAAAAUCAUUGGAGAUUGAUUGUCAGACACAAAAUGAUCGAAAUUCUGCUUCAUAUCGUAUGCGAACAGUACAAUAUCAAACAUUGAGACAGAAAUUAUUGGAUGUAAUCAAUGCAUACAAUUCGGAACAAGUUGAAUAUCGUACGAAAUGUAAAGAAUUAUUACGUCGACAAAUAACAAUUACGAAUCAAGUUAUUGAUAAUGAAGAAUUGGAUAAAAUUCUCGACAAUCCUAGCUCAGAGAUUUUCAUUCAAGGUCUUCUAACCGAAACACGUGAAGCACGUGAAAAAUUGGAAGAAAUUCAAGCCAGACAUGAAGAUAUACUCAAAAUUGAGAAAAGUAUUCGUGAAUUACAUGAAAUGUUUGUCGAUAUGGCCACGUUGGUCGAAAAUCAAGGUGAAAUGAUUAAUCGUAUCGAAAGUCAUGUGCAAGAAACGCAUGAUUAUGUGGAAAAAGGUCGUGAAGAAACAAAACAGGCAAUGGAAUAUCAAACAAAAGCUCGAAAGAAAAAAAUUAUAAUCAUCUUAAUUUUAUUGAUCGCUAUUUCUCUUUUAAUCGGUUAUCUGGUUUGGUAUUUCAAAUGAUCAAUGAUUUUCCCCAAAAUAAAACAAUUUUAUAUCGUUAAGGCACCGGAAUUUUUUUUGCAUGACAUUGUUUUUUAUUUUCCUUAUUAAUUUC